AUGCAAUAAGAUCCAUAUAAUUGGCCUUUUCCUCAUCGUUAAGAUCUCAUGAGUCUCUCAACAAUCAAAAACUAAAAAAGAGAUUUCGUCUACGAAAAUAGAUCUUAAUCAACAAUGACAAUAUAAGGCAUUGACGGAGCAGCUCCGAAGUUAAAGCCAUAUCAAUACUUAAAUAAAGAAUAAUUUUGUAAUCGAGAUGAUGAUAUUCCAGGAACUAAAUCUCGACCACUUAUCAGAGUCAGCAAUAGAUCUGAUAAUCAGUUAAUGAUAGAUGAUAUUAAAGGAACGAGACCUAAAGUGAAUAAAUUUUCAACAAAUAGAGAGCCUAUAAAUCCACUUGAACCUGUUUAUAAAGUAGCAUCAUAUGAACAAGUUGAACCAAUAUAACCUAAAUUCAUAAGAGAUAGCCACAAUGUGUAGGAUAUUGAAGGGACACAGCCUUCGUCUAUGAAUCCUAAAUUGAAAAAGCAGCCUGUCUCGAUGGAAGAGGUGGAAGGUUCGCAUCCCAAAUAGCGUUUCUUGCCUAAAGAUUAUGUUGACUCGUUGCAAGUUAAGGAUAUCAAUAAUGAUUUAUUACACAAGUACGUCCGAAAUACAAAUCCUAUUGAUCCUGUUUAUCCGCAUAGAGAUGAAGAUGGAAAACUAGUGUAAAUAGGUUUUAUAGACGGAAGCAAAACUAAAUAACUACAUCCCGUAACAAUUAAUAAGUUCGCCUCUUCAAUUCUAACAACUAAAGAUAUCAUAGGUGCUUAAGCUGGGUCUCACUCGUAGCACUUUUUGAGGACAAAUGAAAGGAAAGAUUAUAGACAAAUAAAUAGUGUAUCCGAUAUAGAAGGGGUGAAGCCAGGUUCACUUAAGAAAGGAAUUGAAAGUAAGAGAUAUACAAAUCCAUUGAUGCCUGCAUAUCAAAUGCCAGGAAGCAGCGAAAUUUACUCGAUGAAACCCACAAGCGUGUUCUAAAAGAAUGCCAGUACAUAAAUGUUGUCAAAUGCAUAAAAGAUGGAUCUAUUCUUACCUUAAAGUUGA
Messenger RNA from Paramecium tetraurelia, 1026 nucleotides. RefSeq lists its product as uncharacterized. Lineage: Eukaryota; Ciliophora; Oligohymenophorea; Peniculida; Parameciidae. The transcript is spliced from 5 exons. The record is from RefSeq and is a predicted model, not a curated record.